This is a messenger RNA of Melospiza georgiana, 1239 nucleotides long. It is a transcript of the gene HORMAD1, whose product is annotated as HORMA domain containing 1. The coding region runs from base 59 to 1156 and encodes 365 amino acids. Lineage: Eukaryota; Metazoa; Chordata; Aves; Passeriformes; Passerellidae. The transcript is spliced from 14 exons. The record is from RefSeq and is a predicted model, not a curated record.
GUUGUGUCUUCGCGCUUGCCUCAGUUUCCCUCGAAGCAGGCACAGGAAUCUCUGCAGAAUGGCAACUGCUCAGAAGCAAAGGAAUUCUGUGAGUGCAGUUGUAUUUCCCAAGAAAAUUGCCACGGAGCAGCAAUCCCUGAUGCUGGUGAAGAGGCUCCUGGCAGUGGCAGUGUCCUGCAUCACUUACCUGAGGGGAAUCUUCCCUGAAAGUGCCUAUGGAACCAGAUACAUGGAUGAUGUUUGUGUGAAAAUUCUGCGGGAAGACAAAAACUCUCCUGGCUCUAGCCAGCUGGUGAAAUGGAUGUUGGGAUGCUAUGAUGCCUUGCAGAAGAAAUACCUGAGACAGAUUGUCCUAGCAGUUUAUACCCAGACAGAAGAGCCUCAGACAGUCACUGAGUGUUACCACUUCAAGUUCAAGUACACCCACAAUGGGCCACUCCUGGAUUUUGGCAGCAAGGACAAGUCGGAGUGCCCCAUCAGCUGUGCAGACACCAAGAGGGCCAGCAUCCUCCUCAUCCGCAAGAUCUACAUCCUGAUGCAGAACCUGAGCCCCCUGCCCAGCGACGUCUGCCUCACCAUGAAACUCCUCUACUAUGAUGAGGUUACCCCCCCUGAUUACCAACCCCCAGGCUUCAAGGAGGCCAAGGAUGAGGGGCUGCUGUUCCAGGAGGAGCCCAUGUACCUGAACGUGGGGGAAGUGCCAACUCCUUUCCACCUGCUGAAACUGAAAAUCACCACCGAGAGACAGCGCAUGGAGAAUGUUGAUAAGAGCAUCCUAAAGCAGGGAGAGACUGCUGAGCCUCUCCAGGUGUGUGGGGUGAGCAGAGAUGACCCAGAGGAGGAGAGCCAGGACAUGAAUGAGGAUCCUGCCUUGGAUAAUGAAGUGGAAGAUAAGAAUCAUGUGAAUAUUUCAGAAGCUCAAGGAAAGAAUUCAGCUCAUGGAGAUGAAGCUGGAGGGAUCCAGACUCCUGCCCAUGUUUCCAAUCCUCAGGUUGAUCACUUGACCCGAAAAACAUCUGAGCUGAUUGUGUCAGAGAGCAGGACAAGAAGUGGAAAGAUAUUCCAAAGCUGCAUUCUGCACCAGGCUGAGCCCUCCUCCAGCCAGGAGGUGCUGCCCAAGAGGAGGAAGCUCAGCGAGCCCAAGGAGCAGUUUUAGUGUCCAAAAGGAGGAAAUUCAGCAAUUCCAAGGAGCAGUUUUAGUGCCCAAAAGGAGGAAAUUCAGCAAUUCCAAGGAGCAGU